This is a messenger RNA of Girardinichthys multiradiatus, 4109 nucleotides long. RefSeq names its product F-box/LRR-repeat protein 20. Gene Ontology annotation, molecular function: protein binding. Bases 235 to 1545 code for a protein of 436 amino acids. Gene Ontology annotation, cellular component: SCF ubiquitin ligase complex. The transcript is spliced from 15 exons. Gene Ontology annotation, biological process: SCF-dependent proteasomal ubiquitin-dependent protein catabolic process. NCBI's taxonomy places the organism in Eukaryota, Metazoa, Chordata, Actinopteri, Cyprinodontiformes, Goodeidae. The record is from RefSeq and is a predicted model, not a curated record.
GGGAAGGCGAGUAGAUAAGAGGGAGAAGUGGUUUAUUGGCUGUCUGCUGCCACUAAAUCUUAUUUUUUCUCAACCAGAAAAAAAGAGGACUUGUCGUUUGUGUUGCAGGCCUUAAAGCAACAACUUCGCAACCCCAGGAGCGACGGGAGAUGACAUGAUUAUCGUGGAACGGGCCCACAUUUCCAUUCUCCAGCGCCUACGGCGAGCUCAUUGAGUCUGCAACCAGCGUCCGACAUGGGGAAGGAGGUAAACGGCGUUUCGCGGAGCCGGUUUGAGAUGUUCACAAAUAGUGACGAGGCGGUCAUCAAUAAGAAGUUACCCAAGGAGCUGUUGCUACGAAUCUUCUCCUUUCUGGAUGUGGUGACACUCUGUCGAUGUGCCCAGGUCUCACGUUCCUGGAAUGUCUUGGCCUUGGAUGGCAGCAACUGGCAGCGAAUUGACCUCUUUGAUUUUCAGAGGGAUAUUGAGGGUCGAGUGGUGGAGAACAUUUCAAAGCGAUGUGGAGGCUUCCUUAGAAAACUGAGCUUGAGGGGUUGCUUGGGUGUUGGUGACAACGCCUUGAAGACCUUUGCACAGAACUGCAGGAAUAUUGAGCUUCUUAGCCUGAAUGGCUGCACCAAGAUUACUGACAGCACGUGUAAUAGCCUCAGUAAGUUCUGUCCAAAGCUAAAGCACCUGGACCUUGCCUCUUGUACCUCAAUCACCAACCUGUCUCUUAAAGCUCUCAGUGAGGGUUGUCCUCUGCUGGAGCAGCUGAACAUCUCCUGGUGUGAUCAGGUCACAAAGGAUGGCAUCCAGGCUCUGGUGCGCUCUUGUCCCGGACUUAAAGGCCUUUUCCUUAAGGGCUGCACACAGCUUGAAGACGAGGCCCUGAAGCAUAUCGGGGCACACUGUCCAGAGCUGGUCACACUCAACCUGCAGACAUGCUCACAGAUCACAGAUGAGGGCCUCAUUAUUAUUUGUCGAGGUUGUCACCGCCUGCAGUCUUUGUGUGUGUCGGGUUGUGCCAACAUCACAGACGCCAUCUUGCACGCCCUGGGACAAAACUGUCCGCGUCUAAGAAUAUUAGAAGUGGCUCGCUGCUCACAGCUUACAGAUGUGGGCUUUACUACAUUAGCAAGGAAUUGCCAUGAACUUGAGAAGAUGGAUUUAGAAGAAUGUGUGCAGAUCACAGAUGGAACUUUGAUCCAGCUGUCCAUUCACUGCCCUCGCCUGCAAGUCCUGAGUCUGUCUCACUGUGAGCUGAUCACAGACGAUGGCAUCAGACACCUCGGCAGCGGCCCCUGCGCUCACGACCGCCUGGAGGUGAUCGAGCUGGACAACUGCCCCCUCAUCACAGACGCUUCAUUGGAGCACCUGAAGAGCUGCCACAGUCUUGAUCGCAUUGAGCUUUAUGACUGCCAGCAGAUUACACGCGCAGGCAUCAAAAGACUAAGAACUCAUCUGCCUAACAUCAAAGUGCACGCGUACUUCGCUCCUGUCACUCCACCUCCGUCCGUCGGGGGCAGCCGUCAGAGGUUCUGCCGCUGCUGCAUUCUGCUAUGAUGCAAAGACAACGCCCUCCCCUCGUACCCGCACCCGCAACCCAUUGACACACCUUCUCAUCUUCUGUAUAAAGAAAUGAAUACCAAAAGACUUCAUGCUGGUGUGUCCGCUCCCCUUCCUUUUUUCUGAGCUUCAGAGAAUGGGAGAGAAGCAAACAACCCAACAGGAUUCUGGAUAAACUUUCUCAAAAAUGGUUUUGAAUCCCACAUCAUACAUGGAUAAUGCAGAUCCGAACAUCAGCACAAUCUGUGCUGACUUCAGUAUUAGUAAGAGGGGCUAUGUGAAUAACAGCUGUGUUCAUCAGUGCCAUAGGAUUUUACUUUCAAUCAAAUGAAGUAUGGACAACUGUUUCAAAUAAAACUAGGCAUUUUACAGAAACCACUCCACCCCACACACACACACACACAUUUAACCUUCCAAUUCUAGUUUUGAAGUCACUCAAAAGCUACCUCGUGACAGGACUGCACUUGAGUAAGACCAGUGUUUGUUGAGUAUGUCUAAAUAAAAGCAGCAGUGACGUAGCUGAAAAACUGCCAACACCUCCAACAAAUCCACAGCAGCAGAAAACAAUUAUUUUUGUUCCUUUAAGAGUACUUGCAGCUAUUUGCACUUACAGUAAAAAGAAAACAAGCAGACACAUUAACUAACAUCACAUGCUGGCGCUCACAGCUGUUGUCCUCUUACCUCUCUCCGUUACAAUCAGCAAUCAGAUGCUUCAAGAUACUGAAGAGAACAGAAAAAUAAGUAUUUUUCUAAAACUCAGACUCACAAGUGGGGACUUAAAAAGAUGCCAAAUGUUGCAUGUAACUCUAGUCUUUUUUUUAAUAUAAAAUGUAAAUAUGUAAGGACUGAGAGUCAAAGCCAGCUCAACAGGACAAUGAUGUAAGACGGGGACAUAGAUAUCUUCCAAUCAAAGGAAGAUCCGGCAAAGUUCGAGCAUGCUUGUCUACAUACUGAUUUGCUGGAGAGUUUGAGCCAGCUCUCAGUCUUGAGGCGAACUGAUGCUGGUCUGUUACAGCUUAUGUCGACAAACUUUUUUAUUUUAUUUUUUUCCUAGAAGAAGGCGUAGAUUGGGGGUGGCAUCACUACAAGAAUUCAAGCUGUCGAAGGACAAUGGAGAGAUAAAGCCAACUUAAAAAAAACAAUCUAAAAUUGUCUACUUUCAGUUACUUUGAUUUCCUUGAGUUGCUUUUUUUUUUUUUUGAGUGGAGGACAAAGGACGCACGCGCUUGAGGUCGAGAGUCACAACUCCUCAACUCCUAUGAGGCCUUGCAGGAGCACCUCUGUCUGUCUGGGACCAGUGACCCUGGAGUUGCUUAAAGGGGAAGCUGACUGAAUCUGAGGAGUGCACAAUCUUGGCCUGCAGCGGAGGAUCUUCUAAAGGACUUCAGCUCCUGGCCCUUUGAAGUAUUGAAUUACUAAGUCCUGGUUUCACACCUGCUUCAUUCUAUCUCUUUAUAUAAAUGUUGUUUUUCUCCUUGCUGUAAUUUCCCCUGAGUCUUUCCGUCUUGUUUUGCUGUGGUUUGGAUUCUGUCUCCGUUGUGUUUGAAGUCAUGAGUCCAGUCUCUGCGGAAUGAGUUUAAGCCCAAUUUUCAAUCCUAGUUGAUCUGAUGGAGUUUGUUUUCAUUAAGUUUAAACUCAAUGUGUAGCAUUUGUCCAUGGGAAGUGUUGGCAUCAGUGCAAUUAUACUUUUUUAUUUUUUAUUUUGUUUAAUCUACAUACAAGUUUAGGGUGAUUAUAGUUGAAUGUUUUAAUCAAGGAGAAGGAUCUAAGUGCAGCAGAAUGAUUUUUUUAUUUUUAUCCCCAUCCAAAACCAUUCUUUAUUUUGCCUUGUUUUGAUAAGAAAACCCUUUACUCAUAAUGUCCUCUGCCUAACUGCUUCAAACAAAGUGAUAAAUUACAAUAUUGGGCACCAAUUUAACACGUGCUGCAACAAAUUGGCAUUAGGAAAAUCCAAAAUCAUGAUUCUGUUUAGUGUGAAUUUUGUUUCAAAGGAGUUUGAUGGGAGGAUUUAUUAGAGGAGUCAAAAAGCUUAAAGUAUGGUGAUUAACUCUUUGUGCUCCAGAAGAUCAGACCUUGAGCUUGGAUGUAGUAUCUUCCAAUCCUCGAGUUCCAGUGCAGAACAGUGACAUGCUUUCAGGCUGCUCCUAGAGGUUUCAUGUGCAGCAAGAAAAUGUUAUUUGAUGCUACAAAAAAAGAAAAACACUACAGCUUCCACACUGGACUUAUUUUCCAGAACAGUAUCAAUCUCCUAUCUUAUCUAUCAUAUCGGAGCUCUAUAUUCCCUGGUUUACAUAAAGGUGGAGUCAUCACGCUCCAGUUCUGUUUGUUUAAUUCACGUUUUGUCCUAAACACUGGAGUAAGACAGACGAGCAGAAGAAGCUGAAUCAACAGUGUCUAUGUUGGAAGUAGAUUUGACACCUGAGAAAAAAAAAAAAAAAGCAGUUUUCAAAGUGACUGUAGUUCAUAUGAUUACUGUAAAUCUUUUCCUUUUUCUUUCUUUUUAUAAUUAACCAUUAUAAAGAAAUAUGUACUUAUGAAUAAAUAUAUACCUAUAUUAUUAA